AGUCGACAACUCAUAAUCGAAGUCGACCACUCAUAAUCGAAUUCCUCUGGGUUUCUCGACAACAAUUGAACACCAUCGUCAUCCUACAUAGUUAAAAUACACACACAACACAAACCUCUGCCUCUGCUUUACUUUGCUUCUCUCCACAGUGACUCACUCACACACCUAAAACGAUUCUUUUCACACCCCCAACAACAAGAUUAUUGAUGGGUAUACUGUACGACGACGUAGUGAUCAUAAGCCCGCCAGAAAAAGAUGGCGACCCAACUCUCCUCACUGUCAAUUGCCCCGACAAAACCGGUCUGGGUUGCGAUUUGUGUCGCAUCAUACUGUUCUUCGGCCUCAACAUACUCAGAGGAGAUGUGUCGACGGAUGGGAAAUGGUGCUACAUAGUUUUCUGGGUGGUUGGGAAACAGAGGACGAGGUGGAGUUUGUUGAAGAAGAGGCUCAUUGAGGCGUGCCCUUCUUUCUCCUCUGCCUCUGGAAUCUCUUAUUAUCGAUCUGACCUGCAGCCGUCGAAGCCUUCUGAUGUCUUUCUUUUGAAUUUCUGUUGUCACGAUCGGAAGGGCCUGUUGCAUGAUGUUACUGAGGUUCUUUGUGAGCUAGAACUUACUAUAAAGAAAGUGAAGGUAUCUACUACACCUGAUGGCAAAGUGAUAGAUCUGUUUUUCAUCACAGAUACCAGGGAACUUCUACAUACAAAGAAGCGAAAGGACGAAACAAUUGAAUACUUAACCGAGAUUAUGGGAGAUGCCAUCAUUUCUAUUGACAUUGAAUUGGUUGGCCCUGAAAUUACAGCUUGUUCCCAGGCUCCUCCAUUCCUUCCAACUGCAAUCACAGAAGAUGUCUUUGAUUUGGAAUUGCCUGAUUUGGCUCGAGGUGGAACUCUCAGAUCAGAUUAUGUUUCUAUCACGAUGGACAACUUGCUUAGUCCUGCUCACACUCUUGUCCAAAUUAUGUGCCAGGACCACAAAGGUCUUCUUUAUGACAUCAUGAGAACUCUGAAGGACUAUAACAUUCAGAUUUCUUAUGGGCGUUUCACUGCAAAACCUAGAGGAAAAUGUGAGAUUGACUUGUUCAUCAUGCAAGCAGAUGGCAAGAAGAUAGUUGACCCCAACAAGCAGAAUUCUUUGUCAUCACGCCUUAGAAUGGAAUUACUUCGACCACUCAGAGUAGCCAUUGUGAGUAGGGGCCCUGAUACCGAGCUUUUGGUAUCAAAUCCGGUGGAAUUAUCUGGCAAGGGCCGGCCUCUUGUUUUUUAUGAUAUCACUCUUGCUCUCAAAAUGCUUGACACUUGCAUCUUUUUGGCUAAAAUUGGGAGACACUUGAUCGGAGAUCGUGAGUGGGAGGUAUAUAGAAUCUUGCUUGAUGAAGGGGAGGGGUUAUCUGUUCCACGGAACAAGGUUGAGGAGGGAGUUUGGAAAAUGCUGAUGGGUUGGGAGUAAUGCAUGGUUGCUAUCAUGGCAUCAUACCCUUUAGGUGAACCUCUCUACCUGUGUACAGAUAACAUGGUCUAAUAUCAUAUAGUUUACUGUUAUUAGGAGUAAUUGUGAAAUAUGUAGUGUGCAAAAAUGGUAGUCUUUGCCACGCUAUACUUUUGAGCUUUUGUAAUUCUAACUUAAUGUAUAUAAAUGAGAAAGCAGUAACAAGUAGAACAUUAUGGAGGAGGGGGGUUUUGCUUAGAGCUUUUUUUUACUAUAAAUGAAAUGAAAUAUUGUAAAGUGAUUAGUAUAACCACUUCUUUCCUGUUCCGGUAGCAAUAAUAAACCUCUAACCUUAACUUCA
Messenger RNA from Glycine soja, 1785 nucleotides. Its product is annotated as ACT domain-containing protein ACR10-like. The record is from RefSeq and is a predicted model, not a curated record. Lineage: Eukaryota; Viridiplantae; Streptophyta; Magnoliopsida; Fabales; Fabaceae. The transcript is spliced from 6 exons. Bases 207 to 1445 code for a protein of 412 amino acids.